AAUGUGGAAUAAUACAUGAAAAUAAAUAAUAAUCUCUUUUCUAUUUCAGCACAAAUUGUCUCUCCAAACAUCACAUUAUACCCUGUUUGGGAAGGCGAAUUCAGGACCUCAGCAGUCAAACUUGUUUGCACCAUGAGUGAGUUCUUUCCAGACGCACUGAGUGUGACGUGGCAACAGGACAACCGACCCUUAAACACUGGGCCAACCCAAAGGAAGCUGCAGAGUGUGGGAGAGGAGAAGACCUUCAGUUUAAGCAGUGAGAUUGAGCCGAAUAAGUCAGAGUGGGAAAAAGGCUCAAAUUUUUCAUGCAAUUCUAGGCACAACGACAAAGACUUUACAAAAUCCAUAAGUAUUUGUGAAAUAUACGGAAGAACUCCUCCUUCUAUUCAUGUGAAGCUUCCCAGCUUCAAGACAGUAAUCAUGGCAGCAACUGAGGUGACAGCAACUUGUGAGGUCCACACUGUCUUUGAUGCCAGCUUGACCUGGCUGAUAGAUGACAAACCUCUGCCCAGUGACCAAGUGAAGCAGGCCACAAACUCAACUCAUAUAAUCAGCAGUCUGACAGUUUCCGUAAGUCAGUGGAAAGCGAUGAAGCUUCUAAAAUGUAAAGCUGAACAUACAUGCUUCUCAUCCGCUGAGAAGACCAUAAAUGUUACAGGGCCUCCAGUUACACAUCCAUCAGUGGAGAUCAGGAGAUUUCUCCCAGAUAUACUGAAAGGCAACAGAACUGUGCUUGAAUGUUACAUCACACAACUCUCCUCCAGUGAUGUCUACGUCACUUUUCAGGCCGACAAUGUUGACAUCUCUGAUAAACAGUUUGUUGAUCUUCCUGAAGCCCCAGGCCCUCAUUCAAUCAGUAAAUACUUCACUGUCCCCCAAAACAACUGGUAUAAUACCGGAGGUUUCACCUGCACAGUGAAUCUCGGCAUCUCCAGCGACAAAAUCCCGUCAAGAGCCAUUGACAAUAUUUCUGUGGAUCCAUCAGUGGAGCUCCUUCUACUUCCCAGUGAAGAGUCAGGAUCACAGACACUCGUAUGCUCUGGAUGGGGAUUCAACCCUCAAAUUAAAUGGCUUUCUGAGUCUCAGCAAAAAGCUCCAUCAACUACUGACACCAGUGUGGCUGCAGAUGGACGUGUAGCAGUAACCAGUCAACUACGCGUCCCCAAAACAGAGUGGAAGACAGGGAAGGGCUUCACUUGUGAAGUGUCUGACGGGUCUCUGAAUAAAAAUGUCAGAAAGACCAUCAGCUUCUGCUCAGCUCAUUCAAGCAACCCUCCUUCCAUUCAUGUGAAGAUCCCCAGCUUCAAGACAGUAAUCAUGGCAGCAACUGAGGUGACAGCAACUUGUGAGGCCCAAACUGCCUUUGAUGCCAACUUGACCUGGCUGAUAGAUGACAAACCUCUGCCCAGUGACCAAGUGAAGCAGGCCACAAACUCAACUCAUAUAAUCAGCAGUCUGACAGUUUCCGUAAGUCAGUGGAAAACAAUGAAGCUUCUAAAAUGUAAAGCUGAACAUACAUGCUUCUCAUCCGCUGAGAAGACCAUAAAUGUUACAGGGCCUCCAGUUACACAUCCAUCAGUGGAGAUCAGGAGAUUUCUCCCAGAUAUACUGAAAGGCAACAGAACUGUGCUUGAAUGUUACAUCACACAACUCUCCUCCAGUGAUGUCUACGUCACUUUUCAGGCCGACAAUGUUGACAUCUCUGAUAAACAGUUUGUUGAUCUUCCUGAAGCCCCAGGCCCUCAUUCAAUCAGUAAAUACUUCACUGUCCCCCAAAACAACUGGUAUAAUACCGGAGGUUUCACCUGCACAGUGAAUCUCGGCAUCUCCAGCGCCAAAACCCAGUCAAGAGCCAUUGACAAUAUUUCUGUGGAUCCAUCAGUGGAGCUCCUUCUACUUCCCAGUGAAGAGUCAGGAUCACAGACACUGGUAUGCUCUGGAUGGGGAUUCAACCCUCAAAUUAAAUGGCUUUCUGAGUCUCAGCAAAAAGCUCCAUCAACUACUGACACCAGUGUGGCUGCAGAUGGACGUGUAGCAGUAACCAGUCAACUACGCGUCCCCAAAACAGAGUGGAAGACAGGGAAGGGCUUCACUUGUGAAGUGUCUGACGGGUCUCUGAAUAAAAAUGUCAGAAAGACCAUCAGCUUCUGCUCAGCUCAUUCAAGCAACCCUCCUUCCAUUCAUGUGAAGAUCCCCAGCUUCAAGACAGUAAUCAUGGCAGCAACUGAGGUGACAGCAACUUGUGAGGCCCAAACUGCCUUUGAUGCCAACUUGACCUGGCUGAUAGAUGACAAACCUCUGCCCAGUGACCAAGUGAAGCAGGCCACAAACUCAACUCAUAUAAUCAGCAGUCUGACAGUUUCCGUAAGUCAGUGGAAAACAAUGAAGCUUCUAAAAUGUAAAGCUGAACAUACAUGCUUCUCAUCCGCUGAGAAGACCAUAAAUGUUACAGGGCCUCCAGUUACACGUCCAUCAGUGGAGAUCAGGAGAUUUCUCCCAGAUAUACUGAAAGGCAACAGAACUGUGCUUGAAUGUUACAUCACACAACUCUCCUCCAGUGAUGUCUAUGUCACUUUUCAGGCCGACAAUGUUGACAUCUCUGAUAAACAGUUUGUUGAUCUUCCUGAAGCCCCAGGCCCUCAUUCAAUCAGUAAAUACUUCACUGUCCCCCAAAACAACUGGUAUAAUACCGGAGGUUUCACCUGCACAGUGAAUCUCGGCAUCUCCAGCGCCAAAACCCAGUCAAGAGCCAUUGACAAUAUUUCUGUGGAUCCAUCAGUGGAGCUCCUUCUACUUCCCAGUGAAGAGUCAGGAUCACAGACACUGGUAUGCUCUGGAUGGGGAUUCAACCCUCAAAUUAAAUGGCUUUCUGAGUCUCAGCAAAAAGCUCCAUCAACUACUGACACCAGUGUGGCUGCAGAUGGACGUGUAGCAGUAACCAGUCAACUACGCGUCCCCAAAACAGAGUGGAAGACAGGGAAGGGCUUCACUUGUGAAGUGUCUGACGGGUCUCUGAAUAAAAAUGUCAGCAAGACCAUCAGCCUUUGCUCAGCUCAUUCAAGCAACCCUCCUUCCAUUCAUGUGAAGAUCCCCAGCUUCAAGACAGUAAUCAUGGCAGCAACUGAGGUGACAGCAACUUGUGAGGCCCAAACUGCCUUUGAUGCCAACUUGACCUGGCUGAUAGAUGACAAACCUCUGCCCAGUGACCAAGUGAAGCAGGCCACAAACUCAACUCAUAUAAUCAGCAGUCUGACAGUUUCCGUAAGUCAGUGGAAAACAAUGAAGCUUCUAAAAUGUAAAGCUGAACAUACAUGCUUCUCAUCCGCUGAGAAGACCAUAAAUGUUACAGGGCCUCCAGUUACACAUCCAUCAGUGGAGAUCAGGAGAUUUCUCCCAGAUAUACUGAAAGGCAACAGAACUGUGCUUGAAUGUUACAUCACACAACUCUCCUCCAGUGAUGUCUACGUCACUUUUCAGGCCGACAAUGUUGACAUCUCUGAUAAACAGUUUGUUGAUCUUCCUGAAGCCCCAGGCCCUCAUUCAAUCAGUAAAUACUUCACUGUCCCCCAAAACAACUGGUAUAAUACCGGAGGUUUCACCUGCACAGUGAAUCUCGGCAUCUCCAGCGCCAAAACCCAGUCAAGAGCCAUUGACAAUAUUUCUGUGGAUCCAUCAGUGGAGCUCCUUCUACUUCCCAGUGAAGAGUCAGGAUCACAGACACUGGUAUGCUCUGGAUGGGGAUUCAACCCUCAAAUUAAAUGGCUUUCUGAGUCUCAGCAAAAAGCUCCAUCAACUACUGACACCAGUGUGGCUGCAGAUGGACGUGUAGCAGUAACCAGUCAACUACGCGUCCCCAAAACAGAGUGGAAGACAGGGAAGGGCUUCACUUGUGAAGUGUCUGACGGGUCUCUGAAUAAAAAUGUCAGCAAGACCAUCAGCCUUUGCUCAGCUCAUUCAAGCAACCCUCCUUCCAUUCAUGUGAAGAUCCCCAGCUUCAAGACAGUAAUCAUGGCAGCAACUGAGGUGACAGCAACUUGUGAGGCCCAAACUGCCUUUGAUGCCAACUUGACCUGGCUGAUAGAUGACAAACCUCUGCCCAGUGACCAAGUGAAGCAGGCCACAAACUCAACUCAUAUAAUCAGCAGUCUGACAGUUUCCGUAAGUCAGUGGAAAACAAUGAAGCUUCUAAAAUGUAAAGCUGAACAUACAUGCUUCUCAUCCGCUGAGAAGACCAUAAAUGUUACAGGGCCUCCAGUUACACGUCCAUCAGUGGAGAUCAGGAGAUUUCUCCCAGAUAUACUGAAAGGCAACAGAACUGUGCUUGAAUGUUACAUCACACAACUCUCCUCCAGUGAUGUCUACGUCACUUUUCAGGCCGACAAUGUUGACAUCUCUGAUAAACAGUUUGUUGAUCUUCCUGAAGCCCCAGGCCCUCAUUCAAUCAGUAAAUACUUCACUGUCCCCCAAAACAACUGGUAUAAUACCGGAGGUUUCACCUGCACAGUGAAUCUCGGCAUCUCCAGCGCCAAAACCCAGUCAAGAGCCAUUGACAAUAUUUCUGUGGAUCCAUCAGUGGAGCUCCUUCUACUUCCCAGUGAAGAGUCAGGAUCACAGACACUGGUAUGCUCUGGAUGGGGAUUCAACCCUCAAAUUAAAUGGCUUUCUGAGUCUCAGCAAAAAGCUCCAUCAACUACUGACACCAGUGUGGCUGCAGAUGGACGUGUAGCAGUAACCAGUCAACUACGCGUCCCCAAAACAGAGUGGAAGACAGGGAAGGGCUUCACUUGUGAAGUGUCUGACGGGUCUCUGAAUAAAAAUGUCAGCAAGACCACCAGCCUUUGCUCAGCUCAUUCAAGCAACCCUCCUUCCAUUCAUGUGAAGAUCCCCAGCUUCAAGACAGUAAUCAUGGCAGCAACUGAGGUGACAGCAACUUGUGAGGCCCAAACUGCCUUUGAUGCCAACUUGACCUGGCUGAUAGAUGACAAACCUCUGCCCAGUGACCAAGUGAAGCAGGCCACAAAUUCAACUCAUAUAAUCAGCAGUCUGACAGUUUCCGUAAGUCAGUGGAAAACAAUGAAGCUUCUAAAAUGUAAAGCUGAACAUACAUGCUUCUCAUCCGCUGAGAAGACCAUAAAUGUUACAGGGCCUCCAGUUACACGUCCAUCAGUGGAGAUCAGGAGAUUUCUCCCAGAUAUACUGAAAGGCAACAGAACUGUGCUUGAAUGUUACAUCACACAACUCUCCUCCAGUGAUGUCUACGUCACUUUUCAGGCCGACAAUGUUGACAUCUCUGAUAAACAGUUUGUUGAUCUUCCUGAAGCCCCAGGCCCUCAUUCAAUCAGUAAAUACUUCACUGUCCCCCAAAACAACUGGUAUAAUACCGGAGGUUUCACCUGCACAGUGAAUCUCGGCAUCUCCAGCGACAAAACCCAGUCAAGAGCCAUUGACAAUAUUUCUGUGGAUCCAUCAGUGGAGCUCCUUCUACUUCCCAGUGAAGAGUCAGGAUCACAGACACUCGUAUGCUCUGGAUGGGGAUUCAACCCUCAAAUUAAAUGGCUUUCUGAGUCUCAGCAAAAAGCUCCAUCAACUACUGACACCAGUGUGGCUGCAGAUGGACGUGUAGCAGUAACUAGUCAACUACGCGUCCCCAAAACAGAGUGGAAGACAGGGAAGGGCUUCACUUGUGAAGUGUCUGACGGGUCUCUGAAUAAAAAUGUCAGCAAGACCAUCAGCCUUUGCUCAGCUCAUUCAAGCAACCCUCCUUCCAUUCAUGUGAAGAUCCCCAGCUUCAAGACAGUAAUCAUGGCAGCAACUGAGGUGACAGCAACUUGUGAGGCCCAAACUGCCUUUGAUGCCAACUUGACCUGGCUGAUAGAUGACAAACCUCUGCCCAGUGACCAAGUGAAGCAGGCCACAAAUUCAACUCAUAUAAUCAGCAGUCUGACAGUUUCCGUAAGUCAGUGGAAAACAAUGAAGCUUCUAAAAUGUAAAGCUGAACAUACAUGCUUCUCAUCCGCUGAGAAGACCAUAAAUGUUACAGGGCCUCCAGUUACACGUCCAUCAGUGGAGAUCAGGAGAUUUCUCCCAGAUAUACUGAAAGGCAACAGAACUGUGCUUGAAUGUUACAUCACACAACUCUCCUCCAGUGAUGUCUACGUCACUUUUCAGGCCGACAAUGUUGACAUCUCUGAUAAACAGUUUGUUGAUCUUCCUGAAGCCCCAGGCCCUCAUUCAAUCAGUAAAUACUUCACUGUCCCCCAAAACAACUGGUAUAAUACCGGAGGUUUCACCUGCACAGUGAAUCUCGGCUUCUCCGGCGACAAAAUCCCGUCAAGAUCCAUUGGCAAUAUUUCUGUGGAUCCAUCAGUGGAGCUCCUUCUACUUCCCAGUGAAGAGUCAGGAUCACAGACACUCGUAUGCUCUGGAUGGGGAUUCAACCCUCAAAUUAAAUGGCUUUCUGAGUCUCAGCAAAAAGCUCCAUCAACUACUGACACCAGUGUGGCUGCAGAUGGACGUGUAGCAGUAACCAGUCAACUACGCGUCCCCAAAACAGAGUGGAAGACAGGGAAGGGCUUCACUUGUGAAAUGUCUGACGGGUAUCUGAAUAAAAAUGUCAGCAAGACCAUCAGCCUCUGCUCAGUAACUCCACCAUCAUACCAGAUAGUUGGUGUGUAUAUUUGGGGACCACCAGUCCAGCAGCUUCAGAACAAGGGAAAGGUGACUAUCACCUGUCUUCUGGUUGGCCCUCAUCUUAAUGAUUUCUCCAUCACCUGGAAAGUAGGUGGGAAAAAAUAUUCUUCGAAUGUGUAUAUGGAGCCACCAGUGAGUCACAGGAAUGGGACAGAAACUUUGCAGAGUUUCCUCAAUGUGUCAGCAGAGGAUUGGCACACAUAUAAACAAGUGUCUUGUGAGGGAAAGCACAAAUGUUCCAACCAGGGCUACGAGGACCAUAUCAGCAAAAGCAGAGAGCUACAUCCACCAACAGUGAAAAUAAUACAACCUACUGUCUCUGAGCUGUCUACGUCAGACAUCCUCGCACUGGUUUGCCUAGUUUCUGGAUUUUUCCCAUCUAACAUCAUAGUGAACUGGGAGAAGGAUGGCCAUAGACUUCCAUCAACUCAGUACACUAACAGCCCUCUAUGGAAAUUAAAUACAGGGAGCAGUUUUUCAAUGAGCAGCAGACUAAACACAUCUAAAACCAAGGACCAGGAAUCAACCUAUUCUUGUGUUGUCAGACAUGAGUCAUCUGAAACGCCUUUUAAAAGCACCAUAACGGAUGUGUUUGCCACUGUGACACCCACCCAACCUUCAGCCACCUUGGUCGAGGGCUCUGGUGAACUUGUGUGCCUGGUGUUCGGCUUCAGUCCUGCUUCCAUUAACAUCACUUGGUUCCUUGAUGACACCAAGGAGCUGUUAGACUACAACACCAGCGAACCCCACAGAGGCCCAGACGGAAAGUUCAGCAUCCGAAGUCGCCUUCGUCUGUCCCAAUCCAACUGGUUGUCCGGGGCGGUCCACACCUGCAGGGUGACACAUACAACCAUCACUCUAGCCCUGAAUAUAUCUAAACCAGAAAUCUUGGAGAACUGCGGUUUCUUAGAUGACAUCAUGCAUGCUGAUGUUAACCAGGACUUAGGAGUGGAAAGCUGGUAUAUGGCUUUCAUGUUCCUCCUGUUUUUCCUCAUCUCCAUGGUCUAUGGUGUCUUGGCUACCCUGAUCAAGACUAAAUGAUGACGACCACAGGACAACUCAAAUUUUAUGAUCUCAAUGUGGACUUUUGACAGCACAUGGCCAGAAAAGUUCUGGUGAACUCAUUUUCAUUUUGUUGUUUUUUUCUCUCAUUUCAGUAUAUAGAAUUUGUUGAUACUAUAUUGAUUUCUUUUUAUGUUUCAGUUUUAUAGUUGGUGUGGCAUGUAUAUUAGUAAUUCAUGUGUGUAAGAAAGAAGGAAACAACAACAAAAUAUAAAUAUAAAUAUAAAUGAAGCUGUAAAUUCUGACUUUGAAAUUCAAAUAUCAAUG
Molecule: messenger RNA, 8019 nt
Organism: Thunnus maccoyii (southern bluefin tuna)
Lineage: Eukaryota; Metazoa; Chordata; Actinopteri; Scombriformes; Scombridae
Exons: 27
Coding region: 16-7731 (2571 amino acids)
Source: RefSeq, a predicted model, not a curated record